Messenger RNA from Notolabrus celidotus (New Zealand spotty), 5602 nucleotides. Its product is annotated as zinc finger protein 646. Gene Ontology annotation, molecular function: RNA polymerase II transcription regulatory region sequence-specific DNA binding; DNA-binding transcription factor activity, RNA polymerase II-specific. Gene Ontology annotation, biological process: regulation of transcription by RNA polymerase II. NCBI's taxonomy places the organism in Eukaryota, Metazoa, Chordata, Actinopteri, Labriformes, Labridae. The record is from RefSeq and is a predicted model, not a curated record. Gene Ontology annotation, cellular component: nucleus. The transcript has 5 exons. Bases 418 to 5388 code for a protein of 1656 amino acids.
UUAACGCUCCGGCUCCGCGCGGCUAGCAGCGGCAGCGGCAGGAAGUGUCGAAGCGGCGGCAGCAGAGGGAAAGAGCCAAGAACCAAAAGUCGGUGCUUAGAAGAGGAGGAGGAAAAACAAAUAAUCAUGCCUAAUCCGUGAAAGCUGCAUUAUUUUGCAUCUUUUUCUGCCGUGCAUCGUCCACGCUGCGGGCGCAAGAGGCCGAUUGAGGGUGAAACCUCAUUGGCUGGUGUGACCCCUGCAGGCCCACCAUCUCCCAGGGUGGGCCUAGAUAGGCUGGACCUGCACCGAAGAAAACAGCCUCCAUGGCCCCUUCCAGCUGAAGAGCUAAGCCCCCUCCUCCACCGCACUAACAUCACUGUUCAUUACUUCGUUGUGAACAGUGAUGGCCCUCUAACCAGUUUGCUGUAGAGUACUAUGGCAAUGCAUGAUAUGAGUCGUGCCAAGGGUUUCCCCUGUAAAGAGUGUGAUAUGGUUUGUCCGAGUACUCCAAGUCUUCUAGAACAUAUGAAAGCACAUUAUCAGCAAGAAGAGACUGGACGUUUUGAGUGUGAACAGUGUGGUCGUAUUUACAAGCACGCAGCUAGCCUAGCGAAUCAUAAAAAAUCUCACGAAGUAGGAUCCUUCCAGUGUCCAGUUUGUACUCGUACCCUCCCUAACGCAGUAGCAUUGAAAAAUCAUCUUCGUAUCCAUACAUUGUCCCCUAGUAGUGCGCACGCAGAAGAAGAGAGCGAAGAAGUACCCGAAGAAGCAAGUCACGACGAGAGGGACUACAGCCUCGCCCAAGACCUCUCGGACGGGUUUGGUCGCUCUCAUUUGAACAAUAGUGGUAUGGGACAUAGUGUCCUACAAGGCCACGAGACAGACGACCACAGAAAAAAAGCCUCCCCUGAAUCUGACGACGCUUGGGACAGACCAUUCAAGUGUGAUCAGUGUGACAGAACCUAUCGGCACCACGGUAGCCUAGUGAACCACAAGAAGUGUCACCAGCAAGGAACUUUUAAGUGCUCUGUUUGUUUUAAACAAUAUAGCAACCUGGCUGCCCUAAAUAGCCACGAGAGAACUCACUCGAAGUUCAAGACUCCCGGAGCAUCCAUGGUGAGCAGCAGCAGUAGCAGCAGUCUCCAUAACUCGGAGCGCAGCAGUGGUGCCCAGUCAUCCCAGAGUGACGACACUGCGUCCUGUUUCUGUCACUUGUGCCAGAUAGCGCUGCCGAAUAAAGCAGACUUCCAGGAGCACAUCCUGCUGCACAACGCAGCCUCACCCUCCCUUGGACUGCCACGCAGUUUCCCUGGCAUCAUGCCUCACAAUCUGAGUGCGGUUCGAACCCCAGGGUACACCCCUGCCCUGGGGGACCCUCUGCCCCUUCCCCCCCUGCCCAGUGAGAAACGAGGUCCCUAUGAUCCAAUAAUGGGUCCUCCAGUCAACAAUCCCAUUUACACGUGUGCAUAUUGUGGCGCAGGACACCCAGAUCUGGAAACCUUGAAAGUCCACUAUCUGACUCAUGAUCCCCACCCUGCCUCCCAUAGCCAGGACAACUCCAUCCUGAACUCAGACACACUUAGCUCUGGAUCUCAGGGCUCUGUUAACUCACCCUCAGGAGGCCGUGUGCCCCAGGCCAAUUCUCCAGAUGAUGGAGAGCGGCGCUUUAAAUGUGGAGAAUGUGGCAAAAGCUACCGGCAUGCAGGGAGUCUGGUAAACCACAAACGCUGCCAUCAGACAGGCCACUAUCAGUGCACCAUUUGCUGUAAGCAGUACCCACAUCUAGCUGCGCUACACAGUCACCUAAGGAGCCACAAGGGACGUAGCGCCAACCAGCCUUUGGGUAAUGACAGUAAUGAUUGGCUGUCCCCAGAGCCCUUAACCCUGGACUCCCAGCAGAGCUAUGUCCAGGAAGGCAGUGGUGCUACAACUCCAAUAUCACUGCCAGGAAAUCUUGGUGAUGCUGCCCACUUCGUACCAGAUGCUGGACACAGCAGUGGGCUGGACUCCCUUGACUUCCACGAUCGCUUUGAUGGCAGCUCGCUCUCCCAGAGCAACUCCUCUCACCGUCAGGCAGACAGACAUGUAUGUGCAGACUGUGGUGAGAUGUAUGGAGAUGUAUCUGGUAUCAAGUCACACAUGUGUCCCCGCCGUGGCCAACAGCAGCCCCAACAGCAGCCGGGCAACAUGUCAAACGGUUUCAUGGGCAACAUGAAUUACCACGGCUCAAGUGGAACUUCCCUGCCUGCCGGUAGCUCCAGCAACCUGAAAGAAGGGAGCAGCCAACGACAAUACACACAGAGUGGAGGCAAGAGAAUGGGGAGCAAUGACAAAGAUGAUGAUGAUGGAGAAGUGUAUCAGUGCUCUGUGUGUGGAAACCACUAUGCUAGUCUCAGAGCCCUCAGGAGCCACUUGCGUAGCCAUGCCAAUAACCCAACAGCGCCAGGACCUUCCAACAUAGAGCAGGAAUGGAGGAUGAUCUGCUCCACCUGUGGUCAGAGCUUCUCUAGAAAGCAGGACCUCUUAAAUCACCAGUUAAUCCAUGGCCCUCAAAGGCAAGACGGACAGCAAGGGGGAAUUGGAAGCAGUACAAGUAAUGGCAACAACAAAAUGGAUGGACGCAAUCACAUUUGUGUUGACUGUGGAAUGUUCUUUGCUGACCGCCACCACUUGAUCACCCAUUUGUGCCCUGGUAAGAAUCGGGGCAGCUCAAUGAGUAAGCAGGGCCAUAAUGGAGCAAAAGGGAUGUCUGGAGGAGAUGGUGUUGGUGGUGGGGUUGCUGGAGGAAGUCGUGAUGUUGGUGGGGAUGGACGCAGGCCUCUGGUUGACCAAAGUGACAAGCCACACAAAUGUGACCAAUGUGGACGAGGAUACAGACACCCCUGCUCACUCCUUAACCACAAGAAGUCUCACAAGACAGGUGUCUUCCGAUGCUUGGUGUGCCAGAAACGCUACUACAACCUUCUGGCUCUCAAAAAUCACCAAAGGACCCACUUUGACUUAAAAAGGCACAAGUGUGAAGAAUGUGGCAAGGCAUUCAAGAUUCAAAAGCAGCUGAUCAACCACUUACGUCUCCAUGAGGAGCACCGGGCCAAAGGUCUUGUUCGGUCUGGCCCGAAUGGAUCCCGCUUCCAGCAGGCUGGCCCAUCACAGUUACAGACUAUGGGAGGAGAGACAUCAAAGGGCCACGGGAUGGGUGUGAAGUACAGCCACCAAGGGUUCAAAAAGCCUUACUCCUCAGCUGGAACUUCCAGGCCCCAGAAGUUUGAUCCAUCUGAAACUGGACGGCGGCCUUUCUCCUGUGAAGAAUGUGGAAAAACAUAUCGCCAUGCAGGCAGCUUGGCUAAUCACAAGAACCUUCACAAAAUUGGGGAGUAUCAUUGCAAUGUUUGCAACUCAACAUACCCCAACAGGCUGGCAAUGAAAAACCACCUACGUCUCCACUUUGCCCAGAAGAAGCACAACUGCCAAGAGUGUGGCAAAGGCUUCCGUACACAGAGACAGCUAGCUACUCACACUACAGCGGGCCUUUGCAAGGGUCCACAAGGUCCCGGGGCUCAGAUGGACUUUGAGUGCGAUGGCUGCUGUGAAGGCUUUUCCACAGCUGAUGAACUUGCAGCCCAUGACUGCCCAGCCCAGCACCUGCCUUCAUCCUCCUCAACCAACAGCUCUACCAACAUCAGCAUGGAGAGAAGCUCUGUGGACCUGGACUCUGAUGAGAGACCCUACGCCUGUGACCUGUGCAGUUGUGCCUACAAACAUGCAAGCUCCUUGCUAAACCACAAGCACACCCACAAGACAGGCAACUUCCGGUGCAACUUUUGUGACAAGCCCUACACCAACUACAUGGCCCUACGCAACCACAUGCGUAUCCACACGCAGAGGAAGAAGCACAUCUGCCACACAUGUGGGAAAGCUUUCCGUCUGGCCAGGUUCCUCCGUAACCAUCAGAAGGUCCAUGAGGAAGGUGCCACCCCCUUUGGCUGCCCCACCUGUGGCAAGAGUUUCCAGGGGAGAUCCGGUCUGGCCAGGCACCGCUGCGGGGACAACCAGGUAGGCAUGGAAGUCAGGAGGAAGGCCACUGCACCCCCAGGAGAGGGAGAAGAGUGUCGGUACACAUGUGAUCAAUGCGGCCGCUCUUACCGCCAUGCCAGCUCCCUCCUUAACCACAAGAACACCCACACUGUCGGCAUCUACCACUGCGCUGUGUGCCUCAAGACUUACUCCAACCUGCUUGCCCUGAAGAACCACCGCCGUAUCCACUCUGAGACACGGCGCCACCGAUGCCAUGACUGCGGCAAGGCUUUCCGUGUUUCCUCCCAGCUCUACAACCACCGCCGCGUCCACCAGAAGCAGCGGGAGCUGACCUGCCGGUCCUGCCAGCGAGCCUUUCCUACACAUGCCAGCUUCAGACUCCACAUGGAGAUCACCCAUGGACAGGCUCCGCAGCCCCGCCAGCCCAGAACCCAGCAGCCCCGACCAGGGGGUUCCCAGGAGCUGGGCUGGGGGUCUGGCCUGGACCUCACCUUAAUGCAAGAGCAAGGACUCAACCCGAGUAGCAUGACCAAAGCCCGCAGUCGUGGGGUUAACGCUGAGGUCAUCAAGCCCCAUGUUUGCGACCAGUGUGGGCGUUCGUACCGCCACGCCAGCUCCCUGCUUAACCACAAGAACAGCCACAAGACCGGGACCUACUUCUGCAACUCCUGCCAGAAAGAGUUCCCCAACCUAAUGUCCCUAAAGAACCAUAGACGGAUCCACACCGAGCCCAAACGCUACCAGUGCCCUGACUGUGGCAAAUCGUUCCGGGUGUCCACCCAACUCAUCUGCCAUCGACGAAUCCACACCAAGGAGAAGCCGUUCUCCUGCCAGCAGUGCGACAAACGCUUCUCCUCCAAGUCCAAUCUGAGGCACCACAUGAAGGUGCACUGGAGCUCCACGGCGCCCCCUCCCAUGGCUAUGGGUCCGGCCAACUUCCUGGAUCUGAGUCCGGUGGGUUCCACCGACGGCACCCGGAGCUUCCCCUGCACUCAGUGUGGGCGUUCGUACCGCCACGCCAGCUCUCUGCUCAACCACAAGAACAGCCACAAGACCGGGACCUACUUCUGCAACUCCUGCCAGAAAGAGUUCCCCAACCUGAUGUCCCUGAAGAACCACCGACGGAUCCACACCGAGCCCAAACGCUACCAGUGCCCCGACUGUGGUAAAUCAUUCCGGGUGUCCACGGCGCUCAUCUGCCAUCGCCGCAUCCACACCAAGGAGAAGCCGUUCUCCUGCCAGCAGUGUGACAAACACUUCUCGUCCCGGUCCAACCUGAGGCACCACAUGAAGGUGCACUGGAGGGGUCCAGCUCUGUCGAGAGGGAGAUUAUCUGCCUUCCUCACCGUCCCCUCAAGACCUUUCAUGUAGACGUCCCAUCCAGCUCUUCUUUCAACCGUUCUUCUACGUCUAGCUUCAGGAUGCAUCUUCUUUGGAGGCACACUGUGUGGAGGGUUUGAUCUGGAGAAGGGUUUGAAUCUUGUAAGCAACUGAGGGUCUGACAAACCGGAACAUUUCACACUGAAUUCAAAUUCCAGCAAAUUUGCAUCUUGCAAAUACUGAAUCAGUAAACCAUCACUCUGAA